GUUUAGUUUUAUUCAUACGAUUGACUUUUCGCUUGUCACGAACUUACGGAAGGUUUUAAUAUACCUACAAGAAAUUUCUGUAAUCUAAUUCAAUUAUUUUAUUAUUUCUUCAAAAUGUUCCUUUAUCUUCAUUCUUAUAUUAAUCUUGUUAUUUCUUCCGUACUUUUUUUUUCAAUCUUGGUCACAAUACAAUAAAUAAUGUUCUUUAUUUACAAGACGUCAGUGGAUAAGUAAACUUGUUUUCGUGUUUGUGCUUAUUAAUUCAACACAAUGGAUAAAGGAGUGACAUGUGAGCAUCUAAAUAAGCUAGCUGACUCUCUAGAAAAAGAGUUAUGGCAAUCAAAGGAGACAUUAGCAUGUUUUGACUGCGGGUGUCCUGGGCCCAAUCUAUGGAUAUGUCUGCAACCUGAUUGCCAUCACAUUGGCUGUUCUGAAGUUAAAAAUGAUCAUAGUACUAUACACCAAAAGAAUUUUCCACCACAUUGCGUCCAUAUGAAUGUGUCCACCGAGAGGAUAUGGUGUUAUACGUGUGAAAAGGAAGUCCACAUUAGAGCAGCGCUAGCACAUGGAAUGCAUUCGGAGACUGCUUCUAUUGACGGCUCAAUAAGCAGCGCACGUUUUAGCACAGCAGGAUUGGCAAUGCAAGAUGACGACCUCGAUCCAGAAGAGAUGGACUAUGAGGAUGAGGCGAGGCCAAGAGCAGGUUUGGUUGGACUACAGAAUAUGGGUAAUACGUGUUACAUGAAUGCAGCGUUACAAGCUCUCAGCAAUACGGCACCACUCACGUCAUACUUUCUAGAAUGCUCUGCAGCCGUCGCGGUGUUAGCGGCCGAUAAGAAGCCGGGAUUAAGUCGGGCAUACCAAAAACUAAUUAAAGAAAUGUGGAGUAGAAAAACGAGAGGCUAUGUUGUACCUAAUGGUAUCUUGUAUGGAAUACGAAAUGUGCACCCUAUGUUCCGCGGCUACCACCAACAUGACACACAAGAGUUCCUGCGAUGUUUCAUGGACCAACUACAUGAAGAGUUGAAAGAACCGGUAUGGGACACUACGUCAGAAGAUAAACUUGGUUCUGAAGCAGACGGUGACCACUCAAAUGGUAGAAAUGUACAUAUUCGACGACGGGCUGCCUCUUCAGGGGCAAGCGACGCACCAUUCUUCGCACGCAUGAGGCGGAAAUCGCCGGCCGCGUCAUCGUACAGCGAAUCUAGAACCGAUGUAUAUUUGAGGGUGUCGGAGGGUGCGGAGGGUGUCGCGGGCGGCGCGGGGGGGCGCCACCGUCGCUCGGCCAGCUGCGGCGGCGCACACCACCUCGCCUACUCCGCGCUCGCCAACGUCAACGGAACCACGGGCGGUGGCUGGUCGCAGCGGUCAGCUGGUUCGGAAUCGGAACUGUCGUGUUCAAGUGAAGCGGAAGAGCGAUACGAGACGUGCUCGAGCGGCGCCAGCGACGCGCCCGCGCCCGCUCCCGCUCCCGCUUCUGACUCACACCUUCACCGCACGCUUAAGCAGACGAGCGCCGGCGCAGGCUCAGGCGGCGGUGACGGCGGCUGUGGAACGGGCUCAGUGCGGUACCGCAGCGUGGUGUCGGACGUGUUCGACGGCAAGCUGCUCUCGUCCGUACAGUGCCUCAUAUGCGACCGGGUGUCGACUCGUGUGGAGACGUUCCAAGACCUGUCACUGCCGAUACCGUCGCGUGAGCACCUAGCCGUGCUGCGAUGUCAACAGUCCGCUCUCAACCACCACGCUGCCGCUGCUGCCGCCGCCGCGUCCCAGGACUCAUGGGUAUGGUGGUUACUGAGCUGGCUACGAUCAUGGUUCUAUGGUCCGGUGGUCUCAUUGCAAGACUGCCUCGCCGCCUUCUUUAGUGCAGACGAGCUUAAAGGUGAUAAUAUGUACAGUUGCUCCCGAUGCAACAAGUUGAGAAACGGUAUUAAGAUGUCAGGCGUGGUACGGCUGCCGGAAGUUCUAUGCGUGCAUCUCAAGCGCUUCCGGCACGAGUUAAUGUUUAGCGCGAAGGUGGCAGCACGUGUCUCCUUUCCCACGCAUGACCUCAACAUGGCGCCGUACACUCACAAAGACUGCACAUCAAAGGUAACCCGGUACGAGUUGUGUGCGGUGAUAAGCCACGCGGGUACCGCAGGCGGCGGACACUACACGUGCGCCGCAAGGAACGGCCGCUCGUGGUACACGUUCGACGACCACAGCGUAGUGCCGCUGCCGCUUCACCACUUGGCACACUGCGAGGCUUACGUGCUCUUCUACAAGAAAGUUAAUCCCCAAAUGACGGUGCUGAGACAAAAGGCGGCUGAAAUAGUGGAAUCCACAACUGUGGAGCCAAACGACAUUAAAUUUUAUAUUUCAAAACAGUGGAUCAACAAAUUCAACACGUGGGCGGAGCCUGGUCCCAUAGACAACAGCGACUUCGUGUGUUGCCACGGCGGCGUCCGGCCCGACCGCGCGCCGCACGUGCAGCAACUGGCUGCGCGUGUGCCGCAGCAGCUGUGGGAGUUUCUGCACGCACAGUUCGGCGGCGGGCCGGCGGCCACGCACGCGCACGAGUGCGGCGCGUGCGCACGCGCCGCGCGCCGCCUGCGGGCGCGCCGCGCCGCCGAGCUGGCCGCCUUCUACGACCUGCACGCCGCCUUCCAGGAGCAAGAGCACCCUCGCGCCAUUUACGCGAUCAGCAUGCACUGGUUCAGGCAGUGGCAGGCGUUCGUGAGGAACAAGACGCAGCAGCCACCGCCGCCGGUUGACAACAGCGGCAUUGUCACAAAACAAGAAAUCGACGGUAUCACAACGUAUAUACUCAAACAGGGGUCAGACCACGCACAGCUGAGCGAGGAACUAUGGAGGUUCUUUACUGACAUAUACGGGGGAGGACCUGAGGUGAAACUCAAGUGUCCCACCACCACCAUCCAGUCCAUCGCCAACGACAGAGAUCCCAAACUCUUCGAGAACCGCCGCCUCUCCAGGAAAUAUUCUGAGUCUGACAAAGAGGAAUACUGCGUCAAGUCCACCUCAGAAAUGAAUAUAAGAGACACAAUACAUGGGGAACUUCAAAAGAAUCAAUCAUUACAAAACAUCAAUAGACGAUACAAAGUUAACAGAACAAUGGCCGAUUCAGACGAAGAUGUUAAUUACAGGCACACGUUUCAGUAUAAGAGACACGAGCCGAACGGCAAUUAUCAAGAUUCUGAUGAGGAUAUGGAUUCAAGCCCCCCACAGUACGGCAACACCGUGCGAAUGGAGAACGGAGUGGACAGUUCCGAUCACGAUGCAAACGAUAAUCCAGUGUAUAAUAGCAAAUGGCAAAACGAAAAAGAUACAGACCUGCCAAACUUAGACAGUAUAUCCUUAAAAAGUAAACCAAAGGCAGGCAAAGUGAGAAAAAUGAAAAGACGAACGGUGAAAUGAUUUUUUCUAGCCUUCCAGUUCGUUCACAGGUUGAGGCAGAAGGUAGCUUCGGGCCACGACUACGUCUAAACAUUCCUACGGUGACUGGUGUUCGCAUACUGUGCAUUUAUUAGGCUCGAAUAAACUCUGGGACCCUGGUCUCUACGAAGCGAUAUUUUUCUAAAUUAUAUUUAAAAUCUGCGGCCUCCGAGCCCCGCAAUGGAAGGGUGUUAGUAUUUUUUAGUACAAUUUACAUUUAGUUCAAAUUCUGACCUAGAGAAUAUAGAUACUUGAAUGUUAUUCACUAUAUUCAAACUGUAUAAUUACAAUACAUAAUGUUAAUCUUUGUAAAAUUAUGAAGUUACGGUAACACAUGUGUAUAGAUAUAUCAUGUUAAUAGGUAGUCAACUCCCCGACUGCAUUUCUUACGUUUCCCUGUUUUACCAAGUGGAUUAGGUAUUUAUUUUGUUAUUUCUGGUUCUAAGUCUAUAUGUUAUUUGUUAAUUAAUUGAUCAGCAAUAAAAUUUAUUUCAUAUAUAUUGGCUGCA
Molecule: messenger RNA, 3941 nt
Organism: Galleria mellonella (greater wax moth)
Lineage: Eukaryota; Metazoa; Arthropoda; Insecta; Lepidoptera; Pyralidae
Gene: Usp20-33
Product: ubiquitin carboxyl-terminal hydrolase 33
Exons: 21
Coding region: 271-3414 (1047 amino acids)
Biological process (GO): protein deubiquitination
Molecular function (GO): zinc ion binding; cysteine-type deubiquitinase activity
Source: RefSeq, a predicted model, not a curated record